UUUUCGGUGAUGAUUUCAACAUCCACGAAUUUCGGAUACACUGCAUCCAGCUGCGAAGCAACAAGAUGAAAUUAUGUCUGUUGUUAAAGUUGCCACUGUGACACUGUUCAUCAUCUCUUAGCUGCAACAAGUUGCUAUCGGCUGUAAAACUUUACACCAACGCUGUUAGUGUCAUGCAUCUGUUAAAUACACCAACUUGGCCACACUGCACUCCAGCCGAGGACUGUUAACAAUGGCAAACACUGGAAAGUUACAGGGUAAAACGCUCUUCAUUACGAGCGCAUCUCGUGGCAUUGGCAAGGCGAUUGCUUUGAAAGCGGCCCGCGAUGGCGCAAAUAUUGUUAUUGCCGCCAAAACAGCUGAGCCACAUCCAAAACUAUCCGGCACUAUCUACACGGCCGCCGAGGAGGUGGUUAGGGCGGGUGGCCAAGCGCUACCCUGUACUGUGGACGUUCGCAAUGAGCAACAGGUCCGACGCGCGGUUGAGGCAGCAGCUGCAUAUUUCGGAGGCAUAGAUAUUGUGAUAAAUAAUGCAAGCGCCAUUUCAAAAAGCUCGACACUGAAGACGGAUAUGAAGCGUUAUGAUCUGAUGCAGAAUAUAAACACGAGGGGCACGUUUCUGGUUUCCAAAGCGUGUUUACCUUAUCUGAUGAAGAGCGAUAAUCCGCACAUCUUGAACUUAUGCCCUCCGCUGAACAUGAAGCCCCUCUGGUUCUCCAAUCACACCGCCUACGCCAUUGCCAAAUAUGGCAUGUCUAUGUGUGUGCUGGGCAUGGCCGAGGAGUUCCGGGAUCGGGGCGUGGCCGUUAAUGCUCUGUGGCCACGGACGAAGAUUCAUACUGCAGCGAUUGAUAUGCUGUAUGGUCCAGAGGGUGAAUUGUAUUCUCGCCACGCAGAGAUCAUGGCAGAUGCAGCAUAUGCAAUAAUUUGUCGAGACUCCAAGGCAUAUACAGGUAACUUUUUUAUUGACGAUGAGGUUUUAUUGGACGUGGGGCUUAAAGUUUUUGGACAAUAUGCCUGUCAACCAGAAAAUAUGCACAAGUUAAAAUUAGCUUUGUUCAUGGAAGAUGAAGGUCCAUUAGCAAAGUUGUAAUGGUCGGUUUGCCAAUCAUUUGAUGGGUAAUUUAAAUAAAUCAAUUUUAUAGUUUAAAUCAGUUUUCAAAUGCGACCAUAUAUUUUGAAUUUUAAAUGUUUUGGUAUAAUUCAAAAUGGUAUUUGGUCAA
Drosophila virilis is the source of this 1223-nucleotide messenger RNA. RefSeq names its product hydroxysteroid dehydrogenase-like protein 2. Lineage: Eukaryota; Metazoa; Arthropoda; Insecta; Diptera; Drosophilidae. The record is from RefSeq and is a predicted model, not a curated record. Gene Ontology annotation, cellular component: mitochondrion.